AACGAAGCGCCGACCGGUUUAGUCGUUCAGCAGUCUCCGUGCAGUGAGCAUGUUUGUGCGCCAGACAUCGUCGUUGGUCGGUUGUCGUCAUCGCUACUAUAUAGCCGUCGUAUCGCGAACAUCGACCGUCUUAGCUCGAUAGCCGUCGGAUUUGCCUUUUCGGAUGCGAGAGACUCUUAAAUCCCUCACCACAGAUCCACAUCCCUGCGAGGAAAACGCGUGUGCGCACACGGAUCACACAGCCGUGAUAAUCCCGCUAAAUUCGCCGAAAACCCAGUGCUUUGUGUCCCGGUCUCAUAUUGAGUAAUUCAAGCAAACUUCACGGAAUAAGUAACCCUACAAGUGCCUUACACAAAUAUCCCUGCUCAAUGCCGGAAACUUCUUGAGUACGGCCCAAAACGAAAAGGCGCCCGCUCUCAAGAUUCCCAGCCCACAAAUAUCUCGAGUGUGCUUCGCCGAGUGUCCUGUCAGCCAAAUAUAUGGUAAUGGCAGAGAUUGGUGGCCAUUUGGCUCACCAGCUACCGUUGCACAAUCACAACCACAAUCAAACUGGAUUACAGCCAUCGCUGGUGAUGAACCAUCACCUGGAUUUGGAUUGCCAUGGACACGAUGUGAUAAAAAAACAACGCCUAUCUCACUGCGUCGGCUGCGGCGGCCAGAUCCACGACCAGUACAUCUUGCGCGUUGCCCCCGAUCUGGAGUGGCAUGCGGCGUGUCUGAAGUGCCAGGAGUGCAGGCAGUUCCUGGACGAAAGCUGUACGUGUUUUGUGCGCGAUGGCAAGACCUACUGCAAGCGUGAUUAUGUUAGGUUAUUUGGUACAAAAUGUGAUAAAUGCGGCAACUCCUUCAGCAAAAAUGAUUUUGUGAUGCGGGCCAAAACGAAAAUCUUUCACAUCGAGUGCUUUCGAUGCUCCGCGUGUGCGCGACAAUUGCUGCCAGGCGAUGAAUUCGCGUUACGCGAUGCCGGGGCUUUGUACUGCAAGGAGGAUCACGAUGUGCUGGAGAAAUCGUCGCAGAGCAGCCUCACUUCUUCGUCGGUAGAGAGCAACAACAAUAUUAGCAGUAGUAACAACAACAACACCAACCUUAGCAAUAACAACCAUUCCAGCGAAUUGGGUUCAAUGUCAGAUUCUGGCAGCGAAUCGGGCUCACACAAAAGUAUUAGGGACAAGCGACCCUCGGGGCCAUCGGAUGGCAAGCCCACGCGGGUUCGGACCGUGCUCAAUGAGAAACAGCUGCAUACGCUCAGAACCUGCUACAAUGCUAAUCCGCGACCUGAUGCGCUCAUGAAGGAGCAGCUGGUGGAGAUGACGAGUCUGUCGCCGCGAGUCAUCCGAGUGUGGUUCCAGAACAAGCGCUGCAAGGACAAGAAAAAGACCAUCCAGAUGAAGCUGCAAAUGCAGCAGGAGAAGGAGGGUCGCAAGCUGGGCUACGGCGCCAUGCAGGGCAUCCCCAUGAUCGCCAGCUCCCCGGUGCGGCAUGACUCCCCACUGAAUCUUCAGGGCCUGGAUGUGCAGACAUAUCAACCGCCGUGGAAAGCCUUAAGCGACUUCGCCCUUCACGCCGAUCUCGACAGCAAUGGAGCGAUCAAUACCCACACGCCCGCAUUUCAGCAGUUGGUCAAUCAGAUGCACGGCUACGACCUGAAUGGGAUGCCCAUCCUGCCGCCGCAUCCGCACUCGCAUCCGGCGCAAGGACCUCCCCACCAGCACCCCCCGCCCCCCGGCGGACCGCACAACCACCAGAACCAGCAGCCGAACCAGCAGCCCGGAGGCAGCAGUUUGGACUCCGGAAUCACCUCACACCACCAUCCGGACAGCACCGACUCCUACGUCACCUACCUGGAGAGCGAUGACAAAUCCAAGCUGGCGCUGACCCCGUCGUCCUCUUCCUCGGCCUCGGCGGGCACAUCGAUCUCCUCGCCGCCAUCGGGCGUCGGAGCAGGGGGUGGCGGUGCCGUGGGCGGUGGUUCAGGUGUCCUGGGCUUGGGCGUGGUGGCCAAUCAGUCGGCCACCGAGCAGCUCAUGCAAAUGCUCCAGAAGGUAACGGGCUCGGCUUCCCCGGCCUCACAUGCGGUUCUCUAAAAACAAAGGGCGCGCAGAGGGCGUGGCAGGAAGCUGGAACGUGAGGAGCUGCAGUCGAACUUCAUGAACUCGAAAAGUUGUCUUGCAAAAAAUUCACACCCGUGCUGAAAUUCUGAUCUUCAAUUGAAAACUUCGUUUAAUCCCUAAAUCAUUUGUAGUUCAUUCAAUAGUUUGAUCAUUUUUGUCAAAAAGUCUACUUGAAAACGUUUCGCCAAUAGUUUUAUCCAGUAAGUGGAGUUCGACUGUAUUCGGGGUUGUGCAAUUCUUUCUGUCCGCAUUUUCAUAUUCUACUCAUGUGUAUUCUGUACAUUUAAUUUUAUUCUGUUUGAUUCGGUGCCAAAAAAUAGUCUGUAGGCCGUUGGCAUUUUGUGGAUAAUCUGGCUCUGGUUCGUUAUGUAACAUACACUUUUGUUGUUGAGUUCGAAAAAAAAAUGAUCAUGGAAAAAUUAAUGUAAGCUAAACAAAAAUGCU
Messenger RNA from Drosophila mauritiana, 2555 nucleotides. RefSeq names its product insulin gene enhancer protein isl-1 (gene tup). The transcript has 9 exons. Gene Ontology annotation, molecular function: cis-regulatory region sequence-specific DNA binding; DNA-binding transcription factor activity, RNA polymerase II-specific. Gene Ontology annotation, cellular component: nucleus. Gene Ontology annotation, biological process: positive regulation of transcription by RNA polymerase II; neuron fate specification; axonogenesis. The coding region runs from base 480 to 2084 and encodes 534 amino acids. NCBI's taxonomy places the organism in Eukaryota, Metazoa, Arthropoda, Insecta, Diptera, Drosophilidae. The record is from RefSeq and is a predicted model, not a curated record.